Molecule: messenger RNA, 1853 nt
Organism: Jatropha curcas
Lineage: Eukaryota; Viridiplantae; Streptophyta; Magnoliopsida; Malpighiales; Euphorbiaceae
Cellular component (GO): cytoplasm; nucleus
Source: RefSeq, a predicted model, not a curated record
AAAGUUGUCUCAAAUCUCAACUCUAAGUUAAGUGUUUCUCCUCCCUCCCUGUCCCCGCGCCGCUCGUUCUCUCCUUCUACAGCCCGAGUCUUUUUUUAUACCGUACCGUCGCUUUCGUUCUUGACCGUCGACUCCGCAGCAGUCGUGCUCUUCAAGCGUACAAGUGCCAGGUUCGGAUUUCAUGAAUUGAAUGAAUUUGUGAUUAAACGGGUUCAGGUAGUAUGCGGGUGAUUCUAAAUGGAUUCCGAAUGGAUUUGAGUAUUGUUGGUUCAUUUCUUAACGGAUUCAGGUACUUAAAUUGAUAUUGGGUUCAGACUUGGGUAGUUGAUUUUUAGCGGGUACCUGCCCCGCUGUCAUCCCUAUAUAUAUAAGCAAGGGUUAUGUUGGCAAUAACUAGAGGGUUUAACCACAGCAAACUGUUGCCCAACUUCAACCUCCCGAAAGCUCUCACCCGCCCUCUCUUAAGUCCUUUCAUGGCCUCUCCUCUUCCCGUUUCUUCUCCGGCCUACUCCACAGGUUCUCCCUACCAAGCUCCUUCAAAGCGAGUGGGCACCCACAAUGGUAGCUUCCACUGUGAUGAGGCUCUUGGCUGCUUCAUGAUUCGCCUUACCAACAAGUUCUCCGAUGCUGAAAUCGUCCGCUCCCGAGAUCCCCAGGUACUAGAGAGCCUGGAUGCUGUGCUUGAUGUUGGGGGUGUAUAUGAUCCAAGUCAUGAUCGCUAUGAUCACCAUCAGAAGGGGUUUGAGGAGGUGUUUGGACAUGGGUUCACUACCAAGCUUAGCAGUGCUGGUCUUGUUUAUAAGCAUUUUGGGAAGGAGAUCAUAGCUAAGGAGCUGCAGGUUGAUGAAGGGCACCCGGACGUGCAUAGACUAUUUUUGGCUGUUUACAAAAGCUUCAUGGAGGCAAUUGAUGCAGUUGAUAAUGGAAUUAAUCAGUAUGAUACAGACCAGCCUCCAAGAUACGUUAAUAAUACACAUUUAUCUUCAAGGGUUGGGAGAUUGAAUUUAGAUUGGAUAGAGCCGGAUCAAUCAGCUGAGAAGGAGAAUGAGGCCUUCAAGAGAGCAAUGGCUCUGGCUGGCAGUGAGUUUUUAGAUAGUGUUCGCUAUCAUGCUAAGUCUUGGUUACCAGCACGGACAUUUGUAAUGGAAGGUCUUGGAGCUAGAUAUGAUAUUGACCCUAGUGGUGAAAUUAUGGUUUUGACUACAUUUUGUCCUUGGAAACUUCACUUAUUUGAGCUUGAGGAAGAACUGAAGAUUGGAUCUUUAAUUAAAUACGUCCUUUAUCAGGAUGAUAGGAGCAAACACUGGCGAGUACAAGCAGUGGCAAUAGCUCCUGAUAGAUUUGAAAGCAGGAGGCCUCUUCCAGCUCAGUGGCGAGGUCUGAGGGAUGAUGAGCUCUCAAGGGUAUCAGGAAUCCCAGGUUGUGUUUUUGUCCAUAUGAGCGGAUUCAUCGGAGGAAAUCAAACGUAUGAGGGUGCUCUGGCCAUGGCAAAAACUGCACUGACACUAUAGAACACGGAAGAAUGAAUAUCCGGUCCUGAAUUCAGUAUUUCAGCCGGUCUACUUUAUACUGGUCUCUUAUAAUUAAGUCGAUUCUUCAAGAAUUAUUGGCAUUUCAUUCUAACAUUACUUGCUUACCGGGAAGGUUUUUCCAUGUAUUUCUGGGGACAUACAGUUCCUUGAUUUGCAUAUUGUUGAGGAAAUUGGAAGUUAUGAUAUAGUUUUUUUGCCUUAGCUUGUUGAGCAAACUCGUUAAUCUGAUUAUUAACUGGUCAUAGAAAGCCGGCACUGCCAUGUAAUUCGAUAUUCGCAAUAUCUAUAAGACAAAUUCUAGGCUCACAACACCUGUUAAAA